UUUGUUGGUAUAUUUGCGCGUGUUGCAUGUAUACACGCGCGCGCGCACGCACCAAGUUAACUCUCGCCCUCUUUUCGUCUCCUGGGCGCGUGUAUUUAUAAACGUGAAAUGGUGAAAUGGCACGAGCACUCAACUGCUUACGAUAUCUUCUAAUCGUUGGUACCGUCGUUCUUGGCAUUUCAGGAAUAGUAGCUUCAACCUUCGCUGGAUUUUUUUUAUAUCAGUUAGCCGAAUACAAACAACUCACACCUGACAAUGUUUACGGUCCAUCAAUUACUCUUUUGGUUUUGGGUUUAUUCACAUGUGCCGUUGGUUGGUUGUCAUGGCAUUUUCUCGAAUUUACGCAAAAGAGUCAAGUGAUACUAUUUGUUACAAGUUUGGCGAUAAUUGGUAUAUUAGAAACGACUGCUGGAAUAUGGGCACUUGUCAGACACGAACAAAUAGAUUUCCUUCCGGCUACACGUCUUAGAACAGUAUUUGUAGCUAAAGACAAUGAACAAUUAUGGGAACACGUACAAACUAAGUUUCAAUGUUGCGGCAUGGACGGACCAACCGAUUACCGUGGGCAAAAUUCGGUUCCGUGGUCUUGUUGCGAUACAUUAGUGUCUCUAAAGUCAAACAACGAUAAAUCCACUUGUACUUCCAUGUAUGCCAGAGGCUGCCAUCAUGUUAUGAUAAGUCGUGCGAGAUCGAUUUUAUUACAUGUGUUUUUACUCGGUCUCGGUGGAUUAUUAUUGAAAAUUUGUUUAAUAAUAUGUUCAGCAUGUUAUGUGAAAGCAUUUACGGAUAGGAUAGAAAGAAGAAGGCAAGAUGCGUUGACACGCAGAAUAUCCUCCCAAGUGAUAUAUCAACCAGAUAAUAAUUCAAAGCUUCUGAAUCGACAAUCGUCAUUAAACGAAACGUAGUUUAUUGUUUUAAAAAUAAAUAACUCAAUAUUGUGUUCGAUGAAAUUAAUGAAAGUAAGUAGAUACAUAUGUUCGAUUGAUCGUUUUUGGCAAACGGAUUAUGUCGAGAUUUUAUCAUGCGAUCGAUUUUCUCAAUGAUAAGAUAUUGUUCAAAAAAUAUGACUAAAAGUGACUCAUCAGAAGGGUACUAAUAUGACGUAACGUUAUGAAAAUAAUAAGGAAACCAUUUACAAAAUAGAACAUAUUUUCUAUGACAUCAAUGAGAUUUCUUAUCUUGUUUACUUGAUAAAUUAACAUACUUUUAUAUUACUUUUAAUUAUUAGAAAAUAAUUUGCUAGAGAAAAUAGGUUUUAUUAUCUUUAUAAAUAAAUCUCUGUAUAAGAAUAUUUUGCGAUACAAUUAUAGGAAAUUAUAAUAAAGGACAAUAAAAAAGGGAAUAUCGUUU
Polistes canadensis is the source of this 1350-nucleotide messenger RNA. Its product is annotated as 23 kDa integral membrane protein-like. NCBI's taxonomy places the organism in Eukaryota, Metazoa, Arthropoda, Insecta, Hymenoptera, Vespidae. The coding region runs from base 117 to 905 and encodes 262 amino acids. The transcript has 5 exons. The record is from RefSeq and is a predicted model, not a curated record. Gene Ontology annotation, cellular component: membrane.